Molecule: messenger RNA, 1785 nt
Organism: Electrophorus electricus (electric eel)
Lineage: Eukaryota; Metazoa; Chordata; Actinopteri; Gymnotiformes; Gymnotidae
Gene: mmp28
Product: matrix metallopeptidase 28
Biological process (GO): proteolysis; extracellular matrix organization; collagen catabolic process
Cellular component (GO): extracellular matrix
Molecular function (GO): metalloendopeptidase activity; zinc ion binding
Source: RefSeq, a predicted model, not a curated record
UUCAGCUCGAGACGCGUGCGCUGCCGUGGCUGGUGGGCUGCUGCGCGGUGACGCGUAUCCUGCUCUCGCUGGUUUCACUCCCAGCGGAACAUUGAUCGGUUUGGGAGGAAUAAGUGCAAUGCGUUCGUAAGGGUUUUUAAUGGACAAAUUCCAGGUGUUGAAUGGAGACGCGUUUACCCGUCACGAGGAGUUGUGUGUCAGUUGAUAAAGCGGCAACCGGACAAUGCAGAAAGGGGAGCCGCUCCUUGCGCUGGUUCCUCUGUGUGUCCUCCUGACAGCCGCCGGGGGCUCACCCUUGACCCGCACCGGUGCGGAGGGCUUUCUGGAGAAAUAUGGCUACCUACAUGAGCAAGGUCAUUCUCACAGUGUAGAUGAAGUCAAAUCAGCUGUCAGGCAGUUUCAGUGGCUGUCCCACCUGCCAAUCACGGGAAUCCUGGACGACGCCACGCUGGUGAAGAUGGCCGCACCGCGCUGUGGGGUGAGGGAUAGGCAGAGCCAGAAAGCUUGGACAGAGAAGGUCCACAACAUUUUCACAGGUGGAAACAAGCAGCACCUACGCAAGAAGCGUUACACAGCUCGAAAAGGCGAGCGGUGGUCCAAACAGCAGCUCUCCUACCGUGUGGUGACCUGGCCGAGGAACCUGUCUCGGCGUUCCGUGCGGCUGGCUGUGAACACGGCCUUCCAGCUCUGGAGUAACGUGUCUGGUCUGCUCUUCCUGGAAGCCAGCCACGGCCCCUCGGACAUCCGAUUGGCCUUCUACGAAGGGGAUCACAACGACGGCACAAGCAACGCGUUCGACGGCCCAGGUGGUGCGCUGGCCCACGCGUUCUUUCCGCGCCGGGGCGAGGCUCACUUUGACAAGGCGGAGCGCUGGACUCUGAAUGGUCACAAAGGACACAACCUUUUCCUGGUCACUGCUCAUGAGAUCGGCCACACUCUGGGAUUGGAGCACUCGCCUGUCCGUCACGCGCUCAUGUCGCCCUACUAUAAGAAGUUGGGACGUCGUAUGCUGCUCAGCUGGGAUGACAUCACUGCUGUGCAGCAGUUAUACGGUAAGCCACCAGGGGGCGCAGUGGUACAGCUCCCAGGCCAGACUCUGAGCUGGGUGAUGCAGGACUGGGAGUUAGCUGAACACACAGAGGGAGGCUUUGAGCAACCCCACUACUGCCAAAGCCUGUUUGAUGCCAUCACAGUCGAUGGGAACGGUACCAUAAUGGUGUUUAAAGGUGGCUUGUUCUGGACGGUGUCAUCUGAGGGGAACGUAAGUGACCCACUUCCUCUCCGACAACGAUGGCCUCACCUCCCGUUUGCCAUCGAGGCUGCUGCCUUCUCCCCAUUGGAUGCCAAAAUGUACUUUUUCAAAGGCCGACGCAUGUGGCGUUAUUCUGGCUCUGACCUGGACACUGGUUUUCCCAGAGAGAGCCAUGAGUCUGGUUUACCACAUCACCCAGACUCCGCCUUCUUCUACAGUCCUCUGGGUCACAUGGUUCUCUUCAAAGGGCCACGGUACUUUGUGAUGAACCUGGAGACUCUCCAUCCUGAGCCGUACUACCCACGCCGCCUUGCUGACUGGAGGGGAGUGCCUCAGGGGCCCAACGGCGCCCUCACCUGGGCUGAUGGGAGCCUCUACUUCUUUCGCGAGCAGCGCUACUGGAGGUUCGACCCCAAGAAGGUGCGCGUCACCGGGGCCGGGACGUGGGCUCAGACGCUGCCCUGGACCGGCUGCAACAGGACACUUUCAGUGGAGGACAAUGACAUGCUGUGACCAGCAGAGGGGAGGGGCCA